AUGUUCGGGACGCGAUGAGGUCAGAUCACUGAAAGAACUUCAGUCUAAGCUUUCAAUCGAGGAGGAAAAGAAUGAAACACGUUUGAAUUUGGGGAAGGGGGGAGGGAGGCGUGCGUAUUGUCUCUGGGAGCAAAGCGCUUAGUUAGUCGGCAGCACGGAGGGAGGGAGUACACUGAGGGAGGGAAAGAGGUAGAAGGAAGAAAGGAGGCAUCGCAUGUCAACACCGCACACUUCUGGAACGAACGAGGAUGAGCAACAAUUUUGUAAAUUGCAUUAUAGCGUUGGACUUCAAUUAACAGAACUCAAAACUGAAGAACGUAGCUCUGGGCUGAACUUCAAUCACAACCUUGUGCGUUUGACGUUGCACUUCUGGUGCAAAGAUAAGCUACAAGAUAAACGUCUGGGAUGUCUGUCUUUUAAAAACAAAAAAAUAUUAACUUUCAAUUGGGUGCAGUUGCACACUGGCUGUGUUAGUAAUUGGUAUUUUAAACUUCUGUAUUGCAUUCAUUUUUUCUUAGCAUUGAAACUAGCUGGCUUUCAAGAAAACGCAGCCCAUCUAAACACUUCCUGCAAAAUCCGAAAAGUUAUAUUGCGCUCUUACUAGCAAAUCUGCGUCAGCACAGAGAAUCUGAAGACUGUGAAGAUUUCGUGUCGUAGGUGGAGGAAACGACAUGUAGCAAGGUAGACCUAACUGGCUUUGGAUACAUUGGUGAACAACAGAGCUCGAAAGUAUUGCCUACUUUCACUGCUUUUAGUUUUAUCGUUGUAUAGGUCACGGAAAAAUCCUUUAACGGAACUAUAGCAUACUUUUGGGAAAUAUAUAGGCUACGUCAGUCAGAUGUUAAUUUGUUUGUCAAGGACACCCAUUAAGACUGGAAGUCAAAUACGUUCGAGGGGAUAUUUAAUUGUACUACACGGGUAAUGUGUACGGAAAACCACAGGUAUAGGUUAGGUUAAGCUAGGCUACUAUUGAAUAAUAGGCUAGUGAAACGAGUCGGUCCUUGGGCUGCGUGUCCAUGUUUACGCUUUGAAUGUAUUUUUCCUAAAUGAAAAGUGAUUUCCAUCAAUUCCUCUGCUAUGCCAAGGGUUGACACAGGCGGCACAAUCUUCGCAUUAGUAGAUAUUUAUUUGGUGACAUCAAAUUAACUUUUGAAGGAAUUGACGGUAGAUAAGUAUACACCUUUUCACGCGGGAAGCAUUUUUGUACAUAAAUAUACCAAUAUAAUUCGGAGCGACUAUCGACAGUGAUAUAUGGGAAUAAGGAGACAGAAGAAUAGAAGAUAGUGCCAUUUAUCAAUGGACUGACAACCUGCGUUGAUUGCCUCGGAAAAGUGCCUGAAGCAAGGUGGGGAGAUGUGCGAGGGAGUGUGAGCGACGGCCAUGGGAUUGGACAGACUCCGGCUUCUGUGUGUGACAGCCGCCGCCGCCCUCUGUCUGCUGCGUACCUCCCAGGGUUCCGAGUCGUUGGUUCGUGCCAGAGUCGGGGGCGCAGCGGAGCUGGGUUGCAGCCUCGCCCCGCCCUCUUCGGGCGCCACCACGCCCCGCCUCUUCCCCCUGCACGUGGUGGAGUGGGUGCGCCUGGGCUACAACGUCCCCAUCCUCAUCAAAUUCGGAGUGUACAGCCCCCGCGUGCACCCCAGCUACAGGGGCCGGGUGUCUCUGACUCGGGGUGCCUCUCUGCUGGUGGAGGGGCUACGCCUGGAUGACGAGGGCUGGUUCGAGUGCCGCAUCCUCCUGCUGGACAGGACCACGGACGAGUUCCGCAACGGCACCUGGACCUUCCUCUCCAUCACAGCACCACCAGUGUUUUUCAAAACUCCACCCCCGUUCCUGGAGGCCCUGCAAGGCAGCGCUGUGUCUCUUACCUGUGGUGCUCAUGGGAACCCCCAACCAACUGUGACCUGGCAAAAAGAUGAUGCCCCUAUUGAAAAACAAGACAAUGUGAAGGUGCUCAAUGGCACCUUGUCCUUAGCCACGGUGACUAGGGAAAUGGGAGGAAUGUACAAAUGUCACGCCUCAAACUCGGAGGGGAAUCUGUCUCACUCCACACAGCUUCUGAUCAAAGGCCCUCCAAUCAUCAUCAUUCCCCCAGAGGAUGUCACGCUCAACAUGUCUCAGGAUGGCAUUCUGCAGUGCCAGGCUGAAGCCUACCCCACCAACCUAACAUAUGUGUGGCAGAAGCAAGGAGAGAAUGUACACCACAUUGAGUCUCUCAAAACCCGUGUAAAGAUCCUAGUUGAUGGUACCCUCCUCAUACCUCGCCUUCUCCCUGAGGAUGCUGGGAACUAUACCUGUAUGCCCACCAAUGGGCUGCUGACUCCACCCACUGCCUCAGCCUACCUCACUGUGAAGCACCCUGCUCAGGUGGUGCGAAUGCCCCGGGAGACCUACCUUCCAACAGGCAUGGGGGGUGUCAUCACCUGUCCAGUGAGAGCUGAACCCCCCAUGCUCUUUGUUAACUGGACCAAAGAUGGGGACAACCUGGACCUCAACAUGUUCCCUGGUUGGAUGGUGAACUCAGAGGGCUCUGUGUUCAUAGCAACAGCCAAUGAUGACGCAGUGGGCAUGUACACCUGCACUGCCUAUAACAGUUAUGGAACAAUGGGCCAAUCAGAGCCCACUAAGGUGGUUCUGGAGGACCCCCCCUCAUUCCAGGUCUCCCCCCGUGCUGAGUACCUCCAGGAGGUGGGCCGAGAUCUGGUCAUCCCCUGUCAGGGUCGUGGAGACCCCUCUCCCAAUGUCACCUGGAGCAAGGUCGGUCCCCUGCCUCGCUCUCCAUAUACUGUGGCUGCCAAUGGCUCCCUGGUGUUGCGGCCACUCAAGAAAGACCACCAGGGGGCAUGGGAGUGCCACGUCACCAACCGAGUGGCUACCAUCAGCACCAGCACUAUCGUCUUAGUACUGGGUACCAGUCCCCAUGCUGUUUCCUCUGUGUCAGUCAUCCCAGAGAUGAACCAGGCUAAUGUUUCCUGGGAGCCUGGCUUUGAUGGGGGGUACACCCAAAAAUUCAGCGUUUGGCUGAGGCAGGCUUCCAGGGGAAAACACGAGUGGACAUCCCUGCUCGUACCUACCUCCAAGUCCCACCUGCUAGUGACUGGGCUGCUCCCAGGAACCAGCUACCAGUUCAGCAUCUUACCCCAGAACAAACUGGGCUCAGGACCCUUUAGUGAAAUCACUACUAUCAGAACACUGGUUCCCCCAACAGAUCCGCCUAUGAUUGUAACAACGAUACCUAAACUGGCCCCACCAUCAUCGCUAUCUGCCAAUAGGAGCUCAGAGGGGAUUGUGCUGACAUGGGAACUGCCCCUGUCUAAGUCUCCGCCCAUCACUGCCUUUGUGCUCCAAGCACGCCGUGAAAGGGGGGAGUGGUCAAUUCUCAAUGGGGCCAUUGGGGCCAACAAAACUGAGAUACUGGUGGAAGGAUUACUAAAGGACACUGUCUAUGAGCUACGGAUGCUGUCUCGCAGAAACAAGCUGGUCAGUGAGCCUAGUGAGUCAGUCAACAUCUCCACAGCAGGCAUGGAAGUAUAUCCAGUUCGAACAAGCCUCUUGGAGUUUGUCCCUGAGCCGCUAUUGGCUGGUGUGGUGGGUGGAGUGUGUUUCCUGUUUGUGGCCAUCAUCCUCUCCCUGUUGACGGCCUGUAUCAUGAGCCACAGGAGAGACCAGCGGCGCAGGAAAAGGAGGGAUGAUCUCCCCACUGCCCUCCAGAAGAGCCCACCUACGGAAGCUGGCUCGCCUACUGACAGCCCCGACAGUGUCCUGAAACUGAAGCUGUGCCCACCCCUGUCCUUCUUCCCCAACUCUUCAUCCUCCCAGUCGGACCGCUCCUCCUUCGACAAGGCCAGCCGCAGUGAAUAUCAGGACCAGCGGCGGCAGCUCCUGUCCAGCUCCUCACCCCCACCCCACUACACCCUCUUUGAGAGCCACCUCGGGGGCACGUCUUCCCCAACCUCUGCCUUGGAGUCCAUCUCCCGGGGGCCCGACGGGCGCUUCAUUGUCCAGCCUUACGACAAGAGCUCCACCCCCAGCAACAUCAAGAUAAGCUUAAAGAAGGACUUCCCACAGUGUUCAGCAGGGGGCGACAGCAGCACAGGCAGCAGCAGAGCGUCUUACAGGGGCUCUCCAAAAUCGGAUUCCCUAGACUCCGAAAGUGCAGAGAAGAAGAACCCCUCCCCAGUCCUCACAGUAGACCUGCCCGGCCCCAGCAAAAUCUCACAUUCUCCCGGGCGGGUCAAGGCGAUGGCCAGGAACUUUUCCCGUCAUGGCUGCUUCUACUCAGAUGAUGAGCAGGGCUGCUCUGAGGCUCUGCUAGAGAGGGCCAGCUUCUACUCUGACAGCAGCGAGAAGAGGGACUAUGACCCUUUGAAGAAGUACCGCAUGUCUGUCCACCCAGAAGGCGUGUUCCCUAGCCUUAACCGAAAAACAAGGGAGGCGGAGAGAGAGAGGCUCCAACCCAGCUUGGAGAGUGAGAGUCAGCUGACCAACACCAGCACCCUGGUGUCCCAGAUGGAACAUGAGCGAGAGAGGGACAACCUGAGCAAGUGCCUGCAGCUGGCACGGGAGCGAGAAGAGAUGGAGAGGGAACUGGAGCGAUAUACCGCCAGCCAGAGGGUGCGAGAAGCAGAUACAACAGGAAGUAGGAGGGAGCGGAAGGCCCAGGCUGAGGAGCCCAUUUGGAAGUUGCAAGAUGUCACCCUUCGUCAAAAAGCCCAUCAUAUCAGUGGUCAGGCUCAGCGGAUGUCCGACUACAGGAGAGGCUGCUACUUCGGAAACACCAGUAGCCCCAUGGGAAGGACCUCUUCCUCCUCUUACAUCCAUUGGGAUAUUAGCCCUGUCACAUCUGUAACCAGCUUGGUCCCAUUGCAGAGCCCCCUGGAAAAUAUCACACAGAGGUCGCAGCAGCCAUGCUCACCCCCAGCAGGUGCAGCCACGAGGGACUCUGUGAUCGUGGACUGUUCCCGUUCCCCUGUGACUCAGUGCACAUCCCUGUCCCUCCUCUCCCCAACCACUCACAGCCUGCCCCUGCUUUCUGGGGGUCUGUGUGGGACUAAGACAAGGUAUCCUGAGAGAUCCCUGCCAGAAGAAGACUGGAGGGCACAAAGAGAGGGGCUUGAGGGCACUUUCUUUUCUGUGGGAGCCAACGAGAGGGUCAGCAGUCCAGAUCAAGGAGCUUUUGUAUCAAGGUCCUCCCUCAAUUAUAAUGUCCGGAAGAUUGAUCCAGGACUGGAGCCAGCAGGAGAAAGCAACGUACACUGUGCUGAAAUGGAUAAAGUGAGGGCCUUGAGUCCUUCUCACUCUCACGAUGAAUCCUCUCCCCACCACCCUCCAAAGAGGGAAGGAGGGAAGGACAGCAGUGUUGAGCAGGAAAUGCAGAGCCAUACUGAGGGUGCUACCUUGCCUUAUGAGCACCGGAAAUCCACAGAAAGGGGUAAAGAUAAACAGAGAGAGAGCAAGACCAGAGACAGUACCGGUAGCCCUCUACUGUCCCCAGAGUUUGAGAAAGAGUGUGUUAGGGCACGCUCGAGAAAGAGCGACAAAUGCCUUUACAGCAGUAGCCCCAGUUACGGGUCCCCUUUAACUCUUCUAGAAAAUGAAAGCGACAGUGACCAGUCAAAUUACUCUGUUGCCAGAAUGUCAGACUCUCUGAAACCUAGGUUGGUGAUGCAACCUUCCAAAAUAUCUCUUCUGCAGACAAGUGCAAUUCUUGAGUAUUUGAGUCUUCCUGGGUUCAUUGAGAUGAGUGUGGAUGAACCCGUUGAUGAAGCCGCAGACCCGGCCUGGCCAAGCAUAGAUGAGAGGUCUGAAAACCUUUUGCAAGGUGGGCUUGAUAUGGUUUCAAAAGACUGGGAAACUCAAGAUUCUGAAACAAAAUCAAGUCCCAAAAAUGCUGAAGACAGACCUCUAGGUAGCCAGAGUGCAGAUUCAGGGCCAAGUGAAGGGCUAGAGUGUAGACAUUCCUCAGUGUUGGAUACAAGAGAAAGAAGCUUGAAGGUUAGGGCUUCAAACAAAAACAUCAAACGAUCACUGAGAUCAGAAAGUGAAACAGAACAGAGUUACCAUUUGGAAUUGCAACCACUACUCCCCGACAAGACUCCAUCAUCAGGUUUAGAGGCACAGCUUGCAAGAACAGACCUCAGUCAGACAUUAGUCCAUACUGCUAAGGAUGUGGCAGAUGUCCUGUCCAGAGCUCCUGAAUGUUUUACAAGUAGACAGGAGCCUGCCUUGGAACAAUCCCAAAGACUUGAUACUCAGGGCAAUAGGACUAACAGAAUAUCUUCUAGGAUCUACCAGGCUCCUAUGCCUUUCAUGAAGAAGUCAUUAAGUUUGGGUCCAAGUGGAACCCUCUCUGUCAUGGGACCUCCAAGACCUCACCUAAAGAAGUCCAUUAGCUUAGGGUCACAGAGAUGGGAGCAUUAUGAGAGCCCCAGGAAUUAUGUCUCUGAAAAGUGUUAUCGGGAUGAAUUCCCAAACCCAGAUGUCCGGAUCAAGUCUUUUAGCUUAGGUCGGACCUCAGCAUAUCCCUUCUCCUCUAGACCAGGCCCCUUCUGGCGAGGAUCAGCCACCUUUCGACCACAGAGUACCAGAAGCCUCGAGAGUCCUCCUUGUCCAGAGAGGUCUUCAGUCACUCCACCUCGUCUCGCGCCUUUACCUCCACCUAUGGAGCCCCUGAGGCACCCAGAAGCCUCAGCUUCCACAAGGCGACAAUCUUCAGACCCUCGUCGGCAGGCUACUGCUUUCCCUGACUCAUCCAGGUGGCCCAUGACCUACCAGGAGGCUCUGAGGUCCGUGCAGCAUAAGUCAGUCCCCCGUGACCCCUCCCAGUUUCAGGUCUUCCCCAGACAAUUGAUGAGGGUGGAGUACCCAAGACCUCUCGAAUCCAAGCGGGGCCCACCACGAGCCUUCUUACCCCGGGGCUACAGUUGGCCCUCACCCUACCACUCCCCAUUCCCUCCCCGGGAACCGGAAGGCGGAAGACAGAGGGAGAGGGAGUCAGGAAAGGGGGCUGAGGUGGAGAUCAGGGACUGCAGGGAUGGGAAAGAGGGCAGGGCCAGUUAUGCUAGUCAGAGCAGCGGCAGGGGCAGUGUGGGGCCCUCGUACACUCACGCCUUCCUUCGCCAGUCCCUCUCUCUCACCCCUACCCUCCCCAGCUCCCCAGAGACCACUGAAGAAUCAGAAAUGCACAAAGCCGAAAUGGAGCUGCAAAGCAGGAGACUAGCCAAAAGGAGAAACACAUCAGUUGAUGAGAGCUAUGAAUGGGAUGCAACUGAUCUUGCUGUGGAGUCAGAAUUCCUGGAGGCCACAAAAACAGAUUAUGCCCAGGAGGGUGUAGGAAAGGGUAGAGGGGAGCGGAGAUAUCGCCCUUGCUCUACUGCUGGCCUCCGGGACCCUCGUAGCAAAGGCCUGUUCCCCUCGGUCAGUCCACCUUUGUCCACCCCCCCACGUGGCCUGUACGCUCGCUCGCUCAGUGAGGCGCGAUUUAAUGCCCUCCGCCAGGAGUAUCAGGAGUACCGUCGUACCCAGGAGUCCAUCUGUUCCCGAGAUCCUUGCCUCUCCCCUGACCCUGACCUCGACCCCAACACCGCACUGCUCUGACAGCCAAAAUGUUCUGAACCUUCCAAAGGAGGGGCCAAAUAGUAUCUGAUUCAUCUGUGCACAAGAGAAAACUUUCAGGAUGCAAAGUGAUUGGACGUUAGUUGACCAUGAAGGCUGUUGAUUGAACAGUUUAAAGCCAGUGUGCUAGAUGACAACACUGGAGAAUUAUUGGACAGCAUGGGAUUUCAGUCCAUAUUCACCUAAGACUGAAACUGAAUUUCCUCCAGAACUCUGACGGAGAACUGAUAGCACAACCAAAAGAAAUCUGCAGGAUUUCAUAAAUAUACAAUCUCCAAUGAGUAAUGUUACAAGGAAGGGAAAUGAAUUCACUGCUUGUCGUUUGAUCCAUUUCAAAUUGGCAGGCAUCUGGGGUUGGUUCUUCUUGAAGCCCAUAUAACAAGCUGAAUACCUCUAGGUUAUCCUGAUUUCAGUCCUUUAGAUGGGUGAAUAUAGAUUUAUAUUUCUGUUUCAUCUGUAUUUAUCAGUACCAGCUUUCUUCUGUGCAAGCUUUCACAGAAGGUCAGUGGAAUUCAGUAUUUUAUGACUCACAGUAAAUGGAACUGGACGGUAUUUAUAAUUAGACCAACACAAGACAAAAGGCUUAGUAAACAGUCUGUCAGGUAGGUCCUUUGCUUGGUUAGUUCAUGUUUGCAGAAACACUAUUAUAUCUGAAGGACUGUUAUGUGCUUCCCUGUGGUCUCAGAGCCCUGUAUAAUCACCAUCAAUUUUAAGUACAGGCAGACUGCUGUUGCAGGAGUCUAGAGCUAUCAGUGAUCUGGGGCCUGUGGUACCAGAUGAAAUAAGAAUAGCUUGCCUGUUUUGGGAUUGAGUACAGUGGUGGUUCUGAAGAGGACAGUGAGUUGGUAGCAUAUGAAACAAAGGAAAGUUUCUUAAGGAAAAAAGCCAGAUCCAUAAAAAAUAGGCUUUUACCAGAAGCUUUCCCAGACUGGUCAGACAAUCAAACAGUAAAGCCCCCUCUUCAAAGAUACAACUGGAAAAGCAAGAUGAUAAACUUUAUUCUCAAUCUCUCAAUUUUCUAAAAAAAACAUGCUCCUUUAGAUUAAGUUGUAGGCAUACGUUAGUUCUGGACAGUGUUUAUGACCAGGCUCAAGCCCUAUUGGUUUUAACCGUGAUUCACAGGAGAGCUUUAAUGGGGUAACAAGCCAUAACAGGUCCAGGUAACCAAUCAUUUGUUUUGUUUAUAGAAAAUCUUGUAUAUUUUUUAAUUGUUUUUUUCCAUUGUUUUAUAUAUUUUGUAGCAUUUUAUGAAAUAACCAUAUUUUAUUUGUAGAACUUCUCAGUGCUCUUUCACAAAUUGGAUCAAAACACGCAACAUGGACACAUAAUGAGAACAGAAUUGUUUUUGUUUGGUUAUGUAUCUCCUGUAAAAAAAACAAAAAGCUGAAAAAUUGUGUAUAAAAAUAUGUAUAAUAUUUGGAGCCAGCUGCAGAGGAGGAAUAUAUGUGAAGGUAGAAUUCAAGAAGUUGUGGCAUUUCUCUACUGGGAAAGAUAAAUCUUUCUUCAUGCUCUGUUGUCAGUAGAAGUGUCCACAGGGCAGACAGUGAGUGAACUGCAUAUGCUGGGUGUUGAGCACCUUAAUCACCUGACCAUAUUGAAGAAGCUUAAUACCAUAUAUAUUAUUAGUUCAGAUUGCCAUGAGCUGCUAUCCAAGCUAUUUGGAUACCACUUGUAAGUUAAGCCUUGUGUUAAAAACAUCUUUAUCUGUUUUUAAAGGCAUAUAUUUUCACAUUUUAAAACUGUUAUGAAGUAGAAGUAUAUUGGCAUUUGGUGAAGGUUCUUAGGAAAAAUCUAUUUCAAUCAAUAGAUUUUUCAAUCAAAUCAAUUUCAAAAUUUUGUACCCUAUCAAACUGAAUGAACAACUGAAAGACACCCAUUUAAUCCAGCAUAUUCGCCUGCAUAUCCACAUCCAGUCUUUCGAUGAGAUCAUUCAGAUAGUCAGACUCUUGUGUACAGAUGUCUAAAACAGGCUUCAGAUUUAUGAUGUUGUUUUGCUUUGUCUGUUUUGUGGGCAAUUGUUAACAUCUGUCUUACUUUUCAUUGGAUGCUUUGUCAUGAGGCUUUGUUUCUGCUACACCAGAAAUACACAAGUUUUUCCAUUUUUCAUUUUUUCAACACUCAAAGAUGUCAUAAUUGUAUAUUCCAUUGAUGACAGAUUAAGUUUGUAUUUUUAAUCGGACCAUAGCCCAGUGCCUAAUGCAGUUUUGCACCUUUGCUCAAAAGAUGGAUUGACAUUAAUGGGAGGAAAAAUAUCACCAAGUCUAGUAUACACACAUUACCUUCAAUCAUAAUUUCAAUGAAACAAAAAAUAUGCCAUUUCUUGAAUUUAAUAAACAUUUUGAAAUAAGCAUUAUACUUUCAUAAUGAUUAGGUCAUGUUUUUGAAUCACCAUUAUAUUCAUUCACAUUGUUGCAGUUAACAUGUUGAUGCGCAAAGAUGAUGUAUAAGUGCACUACAUAAGUGUCCUUCAUCAGUGUGAAAAUGUGUGAAUAGACACCUCAGUGCUGGUAAAUUGUACUUCUCUGUUGGCUCUUGGCAGUGUCUGUUAUGUGCUUGAAUUUCUAUUGUAAGGAUUGUUUGCUUCUUGAAGCAAAGGCCCAUUUUUAGAUUUUGUACAGUUAAAGCCAAUUGAAGUUGCAUUGUUUUUCAUUUUUUGAAAGAAUGAAAAGGUCAGAUUUUUACAUUUUUUAAAGACAAAAAGAAAUAAAAGGAGAGAACAGAAACCUUAUCUUAUAUUUAAGAUGUUGCUGUAAAUUUUUUUAUUGAAUUUAGAAUGUCAUCUUUUUGAGAACUUUUUCAGGUUUUGUACAAAUUUGGAGGAAAAUUUUAUGUCCAGUCGUUAUGUUGCUGUUUUUAAUGUUGUAAAUGUUAUUUUUAUAUGUUUGUUUGUAAAAGAUUGAAUAAAUUGCAUUUAAAUGGAUUUUCUGUUGUUACCUAUUCUGGUGAAGGUAAUGGGGAGGGAGGUAUCCUUGCUUGACAGGGAUAGUCCCACUCUACAUAUUAUGUAUUUACUGCUGAGUCUGCUCCAAUUAAAUAUUUACACAUUUCAA
This is a messenger RNA of Anguilla anguilla (European eel), 10661 nucleotides long. It is a transcript of the gene igsf9b, whose product is annotated as immunoglobulin superfamily, member 9b. The record is from RefSeq and is a predicted model, not a curated record. The transcript has 22 exons. The coding region runs from base 1381 to 7593 and encodes 2070 amino acids. Gene Ontology annotation, biological process: cell-cell adhesion. Lineage: Eukaryota; Metazoa; Chordata; Actinopteri; Anguilliformes; Anguillidae. Gene Ontology annotation, molecular function: protein binding.